Thamnophis elegans (Western terrestrial garter snake) is the source of this 1023-nucleotide messenger RNA. Its product is annotated as vomeronasal type-2 receptor 26-like. Gene Ontology annotation, cellular component: membrane. Gene Ontology annotation, biological process: G protein-coupled receptor signaling pathway. The record is from RefSeq and is a predicted model, not a curated record. Bases 1 to 1023 code for a protein of 340 amino acids. Lineage: Eukaryota; Metazoa; Chordata; Lepidosauria; Squamata; Natricidae. The transcript is spliced from 5 exons. Gene Ontology annotation, molecular function: G protein-coupled receptor activity.
AUGCUACCCUUCGUUUUCGCCAUUCAAUUGGUCAACAAGAAUACCUGGCUCCUGCAUAAUCUCACAUUUGGCUACAAUGUCCAUGACAACUAUUUGAGCACCCUUCACACUUCUGAUGCCUUGAUGGACACGCUCUCUACUGGAGAAGUCAAUGUUCCCAACUAUAGCUGUGGAAGGAAGGACAAUCUUAUGGUUAUUAUUGAUCGAGGUCUCAGGGAAAUUUCCACACAGAUAUCAACAUUAGUAGGCACCUACAAAGUCCCACAGAUCACUUGUAGAUUUGUUUCAGAGGCUCUGAGUGAUAAAAGUCAUUUCCCCUUUUUCUACCGGAUGGCCCCCAAAAACUAUAAUACCAUGAUUGAUGGAAUUUCUGCUCUCCAUUUCACACUUGGAGAUUUGCCAGGAACCAUUGAAGGGAAAGUCUGGAUCAUCACACUCUUUGGAGAAUUACCAAUUGUCAAAGCCAACAACCGGGAUCUCUCCUACGUCAUCCUUGUAUCCCUCCUGCUUUGCUUCCUGUCUCCUUUACUCUUCAUUGGUCAACCAAGGAAAGUCACCUGCCUUCUCCGACAAACAGUGUUCAGCAUUGUCUUCUCAGUAGCCGUGUCUUCUGUGUUGGCCAAAACAAUCACAGUGGUGCUGGCUUUUCUGGCCACAAAACCAGGAAACCGAGUAAAGAGAUGGUUGGGGAAGAGCUUGGCCAACUCCAUCAUCCUUUCUUGUUCCUCUAUCCAAAUUAUCAUCUGCUCCAUCUGGCUGGGAGUUUCUCCCCCAUUCCCUGACUCUGACCUCCACUCCCAGCCAGGAGUGAUCAUCCUUCAAUGCAACGAAGGUUCUGUCACCAUGUUUUAUAUUGUUCUGGGCUAUAUGGGUUUCCUAGCUGCCAUAUGCUUCUCAGUAGCUUUCCUGGCCAGGAACCUGCCUGGGGCCUUCAAUGAAGCCAAACCGAUCACCUUCAGCAUGUUGGUAUCUUCAGGGGAUACCAUGAUUAGUAGUAUCAAAGGCCAGAGAGAGGUCAUGUAG